UGGGAUGGCUCUUCAUGAAGUCUGCAUAUUACUGUUGCUAAUUCCUGGUUUGGUUACUCCAGCUGCCUUCAACCAUGAAGACUACCCUGCUGAUGACGGCGAACAGAUCUCAAAUAAUGAUAAUAACCUGAUCUUUGAUGACUAUCGGGGGAAAGGCUGUGUGGAUGACAGUGGUUUUGUAUACAAACUGGGAGAGCGGUUUUUUCCAGGGCAUUCCAAUUGUCCAUGUGUCUGUACUGAGGAUGGGCCUGUUUGUGACCAACCUGAAUGCCCCAAAAUCCACCCAAAGUGUACUAAAGUGGAACACAAUGGAUGUUGUCCAGAAUGCAAAGAAGUGAAGAACUUUUGUGAAUACCAUGGGAAAAGUUAUAAAAUCUUGGAGGAAUUUAAGCCCUCUCCAUGUGAAUGGUGUCGCUGUGAGCCCAGCAAUGAAGUUCACUGUGUUGUAGCAGACUGUGCUGUCCCUGAAUGUGUCAAUCCAGUCUAUGAACCGGAACAGUGUUGUCCAGUCUGCAAAAAUGGAUAAAGAAGACACAGAAAAUUUGGAAGGAGAAGAGAUGAGAGAAGACUUCAGAUGCAUUUCUCUGAAGAGUUGUUUGGAUCCCUGGGGAAAUCCCGCUAGAAACAAACAAACAAAAAGUCAGCUAUUGCUUUUUUAAAAAAAGAAAAGAAAAGAAAAAAAUGUAACCUGGAUCAAUUAUUAAGCAACCAAAUUUGGGGAUUUUUUUUCCCUGAAAUGUGUUAUUCAUAAACAGUGGGAAAACAUGAAUCCUACAGUGCUUUAUUUACCUGUUUCAUCUGAUUGGGAAAGUUAACAGCAUUCGUCUUUCAUCCUUGUAAUCAAAGAAAUGUAACCAACUGAUCAUCUCUGAUCUUAUACUUUUCAUGGUGCUAUGAUGAAAUCCAUAUUAGUCUUCUCUCAGUGCUACUCCACCAAUUAUUAAUCAUUCUGAAUCCUUGCUUAACAAUGUUAUGAAUAAAUCUGCCACCACCAGCCUUCAUUUCCCCCAUAAUUUUGGGUUGUAGUCAACUGAAUUUGGUUGUAUGCACCAGUGGAAUGGAUCCCUCUCUGCCCACUCCCAUCUUUUUCCAGAAGGUUUGAAAAUCCUCUGGAGUGCAUUUAAGAAAGAUCGGGAAGACCACAGGUUGGAAAUCCAUUUGCACGAGGUUAGAUGUUGUGCCUUAUUUCAGGUAACCUUGAGAAAUGGAAGCAUCAUGAAGAAAUGCCAAACACUGA
This is a messenger RNA of Sceloporus undulatus (fence lizard), 1237 nucleotides long. It is a transcript of the gene VWC2L, whose product is annotated as von Willebrand factor C domain containing 2 like. Gene Ontology annotation, molecular function: protein binding. Bases 5 to 526 code for a protein of 173 amino acids. Lineage: Eukaryota; Metazoa; Chordata; Lepidosauria; Squamata; Phrynosomatidae. Gene Ontology annotation, cellular component: AMPA glutamate receptor complex. Gene Ontology annotation, biological process: negative regulation of BMP signaling pathway. The record is from RefSeq and is a predicted model, not a curated record. The transcript is spliced from 3 exons.